Molecule: messenger RNA, 729 nt
Organism: Arachis stenosperma
Lineage: Eukaryota; Viridiplantae; Streptophyta; Magnoliopsida; Fabales; Fabaceae
Product: probable inactive leucine-rich repeat receptor-like protein kinase At3g03770
Exons: 4
Coding region: 1-729 (242 amino acids)
Molecular function (GO): receptor serine/threonine kinase binding
Source: RefSeq, a predicted model, not a curated record
AUGAAAUAUUACUUGCAAGUCAUCGUCGCUCUGGCUGUAAAAUCGUGUUUAUUUGAAAAUCAAUCGAUUGAAUUUCAGGGAAUUCGUUACUGGAAAUAUUCCUCCUUUUUGAGAAAUUCAUAUCAAACACCCCCAACUGGAAAUACCGGUGGUGCAGAGGAUAUCGGCGGUGCAGGAGAUAUUCAAUAUUCUCCUGUUUUAACUGCUUUUUAUGUCUGCUCAAAUGUUUUAACCUUCUCGGCUACCCUCAACACCAACACAGACUUCUGCAACAUUGAACCAACCCCACACUUCACACUCGUUUGCUAUGAAGAAAAUCUCACACAGCUGCAUGUUGUUGGCAACGGUUUCAGUCCCAACGCAUUGCCACAGAACUUCUCAUCACAAACACUAUUCGCCACACUCGCCCCACUCUCAAGCUUAAAAGUCCUCACUCUCGUUUCUCUUGGUCUCUGGGGUCCAAUCCCUCAAACCAUUUCUCAGUUAUCUUCUCUUGAAAUACUCAACAUAAGUUCAAACCAUUUCACUGGUGUUGUUCCGUCACAGAUUUCACUUCUCAAGAACCUUCAAUCACUGGUUCUUGAUAACAACCUUUUAGAAGGCGUUAUUCCAAGCGAAAUAGGGACUCUUCAAGGCUUGGCUGUGCUUAGUAUGAAGAACAAUUCGCUCAGUGGAAGUCACAGCUUGAAGGUCCAACAGCAAGCCUUGAUGAUUAAAGAAAAGAAAUAA